UUGGCAAUACAUAGUAGAUCAAACACACAUUUAAAAAACUGAAACAUAAAGAAAAAGAGAGACAUGGAAAUUAUGGAAGAUGUGGUGAUAGUUGGGGCCGGAAUAGCCGGAGUGGCGACGGCUGUAGCGCUGAAAAAAGUUGGUAUCAGAGCUUUGGUAUUAGAAAAAUCGGAGGGACUACGAACUACUGGUACUGCUUUAUCACUCUUUCCUAAUGCUUGGAUCGCCCUUGAUGCUCUUGGUGUUUCUCAUAAGCUCACUUCCCUUUAUCCUGCUCUUUUAAGGGGUUGUGUAACUAAUGUUGCUACCGGAGCUGUUCAAGACAUCAAAUUUGGCGAAAAUAGUGGACCAAGAGCUAUUCAUCGCAAAACUUUACUGAAUACUCUAGCAGAAGAAUUGCCACCUCAUUCGAUCCGAUUUUCUACCAAGAUUACUUCUAUUGAAUUGCAAGAACAUGGACGCAUCUCAAUUCCUGUGUUACAUUUAGAAGAUGGAACCACUAUCAAAUCAAAGGUUUUGAUCGGGUGUGAUGGAGUGCAUUCGAUGGUUGCGAAAUGGCUCGGACUUUCAGAAACAAUCCAUUCAGGGAGAUAUGCUGUGCGAGGAUUAUCCGUGUACCCAGAAGGGCAUGGAUUUAAGCAAGAAGUUCAUCAAUUUGUCGACGUUGGCAAAAGGGCUGGUUUCGUACCUCUCAAUGACAAAGAGCUUUAUUGGUUCUUAUUGAUCCCUCCUCAAGGAAAUGAAAUGCCUAGAGACCCCGAAAUAAUACAAAAAGAAAUCAUCGAAAAGUAUGCAAAAAACUUCCCCUCACUAUACCUAGACGUGGUUCGACGAGCGGAUCUUUCCGAGCUAACAUGGGCGCCGUUGAUGCUGAGGAAUCCGUUAAACGUGAUAUUCGGAAAUACAUGCAAAGGAAAUGUGACAGUAGCUGGUGAUGCAAUGCACCCAAUGACGCCUGAUAUAGCCCAAGGCGGCUGCUCCGCCUUAGAAGACGCAGUUGUACUCGGCAGACACAUCGGCAACUCCUUCAUUAAAAAUGGAGUUGUGGUUCCGGAGGAAAUGGAGGGAGCCAUUUAUGGAUACGUUAAAGAAAGAAGAUGGCGAGUUGGUGGGUUGAUUACUGGUUCGUUUCUGUCCGGUUGGGUUCAACAAGGCGGCUCUAAUUGGCUCAUGAAGUUUCUCAGAGAUUUUAUUUUUUAUGGUUUUAUAUUUAGUAAGCUCAGUAAGGUUGUGGUUUAUGAUUGUGGGAAAUUGCCUACUGUCUCUGGUGAUGAUGGUCAGAUGCAUUCCUCAAAUCAUAAAACAGAUUAGCUAGCUAAACUACUUUCAACCUUUGUUUCACUGGACAGAGCGGUUCGAUUAGAAACUGAAAAUCAGUCUGGUUCGUUUCUUUUAAGAUUAUAUUUGUCUUGCUCAAAUUAAGAUAUUCAUUUCUGUUUCGGAAUAUAAUAUGAUUUUUUU
Molecule: messenger RNA, 1461 nt
Organism: Mercurialis annua (annual mercury)
Lineage: Eukaryota; Viridiplantae; Streptophyta; Magnoliopsida; Malpighiales; Euphorbiaceae
Product: monooxygenase 2-like
Exons: 5
Coding region: 64-1311 (415 amino acids)
Molecular function (GO): FAD binding
Source: RefSeq, a predicted model, not a curated record